Dufourea novaeangliae is the source of this 1558-nucleotide messenger RNA. RefSeq names its product microtubule-associated protein Jupiter (gene Jupiter). Lineage: Eukaryota; Metazoa; Arthropoda; Insecta; Hymenoptera; Halictidae. The transcript is spliced from 5 exons. The record is from RefSeq and is a predicted model, not a curated record. Gene Ontology annotation, cellular component: nucleus. Bases 300 to 1043 code for a protein of 247 amino acids.
GUGCGGCGUGCGUUAAGUUCCCUUCGCGAUUCUGUCGUCUCGUCUCUCUCGAACGUGGUCGGUGGGGCGUGCGCGCGACAAAGACAGAAACGGAAGAGUAUCACAGGCGGCGCGCGGUGACCCAGCCUGGACUGACCCACACACACGUCGUAGCCUGUCCGCGACGCGCAUAACCGGCACGAAUUGCCGUCGUCCCGACGUUGAAUAUCUUUCUCGUGUGUCACAGUGCGACGAUACGCGUGGAUUCAGAGAGGAAACUAGAGGAAUCGUUUUUUUUUUCCACGAGUGAACGAAGAAAAAUGUGGGCCGGACAGGACGAUACUCAACGAUUCAAAACCAGGGUGUUGAAACCCCCUGGUGGCGGUAGCAGCGACAUAUUCGGCGCUGGGCCAGAAGAGACAAGCCCACGCCGUGUGAAGAACCACAACCAAUCCCAGCUCGGCUCCGCGUUGUUCGGCGACGGUCCGAACAGCAACGAAACACCGCGCAACAAGCCCGGUAAUGAUUCAUACAAACGCCUGUUUGGCCCUCCCGAUGCCCCACCCACCACCCCAAACGCGAAAAAUCACAUGCGCAGCAAUAUCUCCCUCAGCGGGGAUUCGUCGUCGUCGGCGGCCUCGUCCGUCGCGUCGUCCGGCGCCGCGACGUCGCCCGCGAAGAGCACCGGCAGCUCGGACUCGAUCGCGGGCGUUUUCAACGGAUACGCGGCCAGCAAUGGCAACAACUUGACCAACGAUAUCACAGCUUUUAGGAGAAUCAAACGAUUUCGUGGAUCGUCCUGCAUAACGCGCAACCCGGUCACCGGAGACGGAGUUGACGUGACGCCGAUCAGGCGCAGCGCACGAAGGUGUCGAGAUGGUAAUCCGGUGACUGGAACUGGCUACGCAGACUCACAGAAUAACGGGCCGACGAUGCAGAACGGGACGUCCAGCUCGAGCUCGAGCAUCGGGGAGAAAUCCAACGACUCGUCGCCGGCGGCGAAGGCACCAGCAGCGGCUCGCUCACGUGUCCCGCCCGGCGGAUACUCAUCCGGCCUUUGGUAAACCGUCACUCUCUCUGCGACCUGGGGGGAUCCAAAUGCCGAUAUCCAAGCCGAUCGGCAUCCAGUCGUAACCGUCGUCAGCCCUUUCAGUCUCCCUCGAAUUGUCGAACGAAACGGAAUUGGACCCGACCUACCCUUCCCCCCCAUGCGACGAUCGAAUCCAUUCCCUUAACAAUGGAAGGGUAGCAACAGCGACGUUGAAGCGCUCGACAGAAAGACACACACACAUACACACACACACACAUACACACACACACACACACACACACACACACAUACAUACACACACGAUAAUUAGUUGUUUAGAUGACAACGUUCGACACCUCGGAAUUGUAUGCUAGAAGUGUAGGCAAUAUGUUACUCGAAGAAAGAAUAAAAAGUACAUCCUUGUAACCCAUUAAACAAACCAAAAAGAAAAAAGAACCCAGUCAAGUGCUUUCUUAAUUUCCGUGCCUUUUUAAAUGUAUAGUUUUUUCUUCGACUUUAGGGAGAGAAAGAGCGAGAAUGAGACAGAGA